This is a messenger RNA of Morchella importuna, 342 nucleotides long. RefSeq lists its product as uncharacterized. The transcript is spliced from 6 exons. The record is from RefSeq and is a predicted model, not a curated record. The coding region runs from base 1 to 342 and encodes 113 amino acids. NCBI's taxonomy places the organism in Eukaryota, Fungi, Ascomycota, Pezizomycetes, Pezizales, Morchellaceae.
AUGGGCAAGUUCACUAGGCAGCACAUGAAACAUGGUUAUGGGAUAACGAACGGAUUUGUGUCCGUGCGCGUGUUACCAUGCACCAAACUUGGCAAGGGUGCCUCAUGUGGUCAGUCACUUGUCAGAAUCAAUAGGUCAAUUGGACUCUUGCAUGGUUUGAGAGAGUCAUUGUGCGUGCAUGUUUGGCCCAAAAAUGGGCUGCAUAUCAUUGGCUUAGAGAUAGGCCGCGGCAUUUGGUCUAAGUUUUCCUCCGCUAAAGCGGGCCUGGUCUCGAUCGAGUUUACGGGCAAUGAAGUCGAGCCCUACGAAUCCACCAUCAAUAGGUCUAGAGAGAUCAGCUAA